Messenger RNA from Kwoniella botswanensis, 1047 nucleotides. RefSeq lists its product as uncharacterized. The coding region runs from base 1 to 1047 and encodes 348 amino acids. Gene Ontology annotation, molecular function: nucleic acid binding. The record is from RefSeq and is a predicted model, not a curated record. NCBI's taxonomy places the organism in Eukaryota, Fungi, Basidiomycota, Tremellomycetes, Tremellales, Cryptococcaceae. The transcript is spliced from 4 exons.
AUGGUCAGGACAGCCAAGCCAUACCAGCGCCCCGACAGCUAUCGCAAGGCCAACCCGGACGCGCCUGGUACAUGGAAACAUGACUUACACGAAUCAGUCAAACAAUCACUAGCAUCUCGUAUCUCAUCGUCCUCUUCUUCCACGUCUUCAGCACCAGGCCCGAGGUCCAAAGCAUCUCUGCUCAAUCGCAUAUCAGGCGGUCAAGGCAAAGAAUUGCUACCAACAGCGUCUUCGAAUGUCAGAUUACACGGUUUCGACGGACCACCUCCUGCCAACUUGAACAAUCCGAAUGCUGGUGUGGAGCUGUUGCCCUCAGGAAACGGCAGAAGACCCAAGAACAGUGGGAGGGGUGUGAAUAGUCAGAGUAAAGAUCAGUUGAACGCUGCCUUGGGCCUAGGUGCUCAGAGGGUGAGAGAUGUGAGACCGGUUCGCAGAGAGUUGGUAACAAAGCAACAUCAAGUAUCGAUCAUGGGUGCUGCUAGAGGGACUACAUGGGUUAGAGUGGAGAAUCUAGCAGUAGGGACUACAGUGGAGGAUGUAGAGUCCGCAUUCGCCCCACUAGUCAUCCUCAAUUCCAAAACAACACCUCCAGUCAAUCCAAGCACCGUCACAGUGGAUCUCGAGUUGGAGAACAAGGCUGAUGCUGAAGGAUUGAUCAAGCAGUAUCAUGGUGUGGUGGCAGAUGGGAACACAUUGAGUGUAACGAUCAUCAAUCAAGGUUUAAAGGGUAGAAUAGGAGAUUCGACACCAGUAAUAGAGCAACCCGCUGCUUCGAAAGUGAACAAUGUCGGAAGGGAAUUGUUGGACUCGAACUCGUCCGGCAAACUCUACUCCGAUACAAUCCUCGCCAGUAACCCCUCCUCAUCCAUAAUGACCCUCUCCGACGGAUCGACAUUCACACCUUCCCCCGAAGCAGCGGCCGCAGCUCAACGGUCUGAAGCAUGGCGACAAGGUGGACCUCCCCUAUCCUCGAGGCUUGGCGGACCAAGAAGCAGAGGGAGGGGUCAGAUUGGUGGAGGCAGCUUUCAUGAUAUGUUGGUGGAUUAA